AUGCACUGCCAAAGGGAACCGCAACAGCAGUAUAAGGGAGAAAAGUCACCUCCGAUGACGCCAAAUGCAACUUUCAGUGACAAUGGUGUACAAUUCACACGCCCUCAGGCCUCCAUUCAAAACCAACAGGCACUCAAAGCCACAGGUAUACUGUCACAGUACAGCAACCAAGACGUAAAAAUGUCCGACGCAGGUCUCCUCUCGCGGAACCAAUCGCUAAAAUCAUCCCCUUCCGGCCGCUCCCCCUUGGAUGGCAGGGAUUUUGUCUACCAGUCACCUUCUGGGCUGGACAGCCCAUUUGCACCUCCCCAAACAGACCCUGGCGUGAAUGACAAUAUCGAACCGUACCAGUCUUUUCCAACUGGAUGCUACUAUGAGCAGCCAAGCCAUCAACAAAUUCAAUUUCCCCCUGUGGACGAGGACAGCCGUUCUCAGCCUUUCCACUCCUCCCAGUCGACUGUAGUCACUCUGUCCAGUCAGGGAGCCGAGCGUGGCAGUGGCAGUGGUGGUGGUCUUGAGCCAGCCUACUCCGAUCGCCAGAUCUUCCACGCUGUUCCACCUCUUCCGCCUGGCAGUGGUGCUCUCAUCAGUACCACCCAGUCUUUCAUUUCCGCAUCCACUCAGCAGUCAGCGCCCGUUAUCAACUGCAACCCUCAAGUGGUGAUGCGGACUAGAACUGUUUCGUCGGGUCGCCGGGUCGCUAUGGACGCUGAAGUAAGCACAUGA
Dibothriocephalus latus is the source of this 726-nucleotide messenger RNA. The record is from the annotation of a GenBank genome assembly. Lineage: Eukaryota; Metazoa; Platyhelminthes; Cestoda; Diphyllobothriidea; Diphyllobothriidae.